UUCCAGUUCAACAGAGGGGAAUGAUAUAUGGCCUAGAAGCUUUGCAUAUUGAAUACACAGUUAGUUUGGGUGGACUGUGCAACUUUUUCAUAAUGUGUUUCUUAAUAUUAAAUAUUAUUAGACAGUGAUCGUUAAAACGCCUAACACUGUUCAGGUAGGAUGUGCAUUUAAAACUCAAAUGUAUAAUGAAUAUGACAAUUAUCACACCGGUUUUUGUUUGGGCCCCUACCUAAAGCUGUUUGGAGGUGCAUUCUGAAACAAGUUUUCCAAUUUUACCAAGUCGCAGGGGUUAUUGUGAACUGAUUAAUCUCUUAAUAUCUUAUAUUCGGGAUAUGUUUGCUCUAAGCCUUCCACAACCUCACUUCGAAGACCUCAACUUAUCCUGCUCGAACUUCACGUUUUAAAAAUACUUUUAAAUAAUGUCAUGUGAAGUUGUGUCCGUGGUUCCCCCCAUCGGAAGGAGUGAUUUGGUUCCUUCCAGAGUUUUCAGUAGGUAGAGCGUCUCUCAAGCCAUCAGCAUCAUAGCCUAGUGAAGAUGGCGACUGAGAGAAUGAUGCUGUCAACGAGAUGAGUUCGCCUUUUUGUUUAACUCACUAAAGCUUCAAGGCUUCAUGUCGGAUAGCUGUAUCAAAGAAAGGUGUAUCGAUUGUUGCUCCUCCUGACCACUUAAUAAUGGAGACACUUCAUCAUCUCCCAGGGUGUUUCCAUUUAACAGCCUACACUGUACCUCUCUCAUUGUGAGAAAUUAAAUCUCAGGUCUUUGGCUCUUCUGAUGUACUGCCCCCAAUAAGGUGUCUGAACACAUGCUGAGAUUCACACACUUCCACCCAAGACAAAUCAACUAACUGACUGACCGAUUUAUCAAGCUCACCUAAGAUUAGCUGCAGCUUCAAGAGACGCACUGAUCCUGGGCAUUGGUGAAUGUAUCGGCCAUGUUGGGCCUCUGGAGGGGGCACUGUUCAUCAUACUGCCUCAGUGAACACCCUCAGAAUACCCAAUACUGAAGCCAGCAGGGCAAGUGGAGCACCAUAUCUCAAAGACCUCUCUGCACUGAAAAACACGUGCUUAUUUGAACACUUAGAGUAGCAGCUGAUCCUUUGAGAGUAGUGGAGUAGCGUCAAGAGUGUUCAAGAAACCCAAUCCUCUUAUCCCAUGCCCAAGACACCAGCUGAGUGAGAGUGUGCUCUGAGAAGGUGUGGCAGGGGUAAAAGAGCUGACUGACCUCAUUGGAAGACUGAGGCUAAAAGCAGCUUGAGCAUUUUGGCAAGAGACAGUAAUCAGAGCAGAGACGCACGUCAUGGGCUAUGGGGGCCAUGGUAACUUAGAAUAAAUGGCUGCUCCUGACCCAAAGUUUGUGCCAGUGUCUGCUGCUCAACCCUCCUCCUUUUUCCUUCUCUUUUACUCUCUGUCCUCCUGCUCUUGCUACAAACACUGCAACUGUCAUUCUCUUUUUCUUCCCUCUGCCCCCCUUUCUUCCCCAGUCCCACUUUUGCUCUGCGACCAUGGGCCUGUGGAAGUUAGUGCGGGGCGUCAGGCAGCUCGAGCUCCACCGCCUCAUCCUGGCACUCAUCGUCUUUUGCCUGCUUUCUGUGGCUUUCCUGGCCUACUAUGUCAGCAACAGCCCGAAAAUAAAGGAGGCACCCCCUUUACCAUUCAGUGACUGUGGUGGGGUUGUUGCAGCUGCAGCAGGAGGACAACGGGCUCCUCUUUUCCUGCCCCCUUUUACAGGCCAGCAGAGGACAGUCAAAGCAGUGGAUAACUCACGAACAGAAUCUGUAGUGCUAGUCUUUGUGGAGAGCAUCUACUCUCAACUUGGCCAAGAGAUUGUGGCUAUCCUGGAGUCCAGCCGCUUCCGUUAUCACACGGAGAUUGCACCCAGCAAAGGUGACAUGCCUACAUUAAUGGAGCGUGAUGUUGGCCGCUAUGCCUUGGUCAUUUAUGAGAAUAUUCUCAAGUACGUCAACUUGGAUGCCUGGAACCGUGACCUGCUGGAUAAGUACUGUGCCGAAUUUGGUGUAGGCAUUAUUGGUUUUUUCAAAGCCAAUGAGAACUCGCUGCUCAGUGCCCAGCUGAAAGGCUUCCCACUUUUCCUGCAUUCUAACCUAGGCCUGAGAGACUAUCACAUCAACCCUGCUGCCCCAUUACUGUAUAUUACCAAACCCAAUGAGGUGGAGCAGGGCCUUCUCCCUGGCAAUGACUGGACAGUCUUCCAGUCCAACCACAGCACCUAUGAGCCUGUACUCUUAGCUCUGACAAAAUCCUCAGAAGCACUGGCCCACCUGGGCCCCCACCGAGCCCUGCACGCCACUGUAGUUCAGGACCUAGGUCUUCACGAUGGCAUUCAAAGGGUGCUCUUUGGGAAUAAUCUGUCUUUUUGGCUGCAUAAAUUGGUUUUUGUGGAUGCCAUUGCCUAUCUGACAGGAAAAAGACUCUGCUUGUCCUUGGAGAGGCAUCUGCUCGUUGACGUGGAUGAUAUAUUUGUGGGAAAGGAGAGUACGCGAAUGAAGGUGUCAGAUGUGAAGGCUUUGCUCAACACACAGAACAAACUACGGACGUUAGUUCCCAACUUCACCUUCAAUCUUGGCUUCUCUGGGAAGUUCUAUCAUGCAGGUACCGAGGAAGAAGAUGAAGGUGAUGACAUGCUGUUGCAGCACAGGCGUGAGUUCUGGUGGUUUCCACACAUGUGGAGUCACAUGCAGCCUCAUCUCUUCCACAAUGUCAGUGUGUUGGCAGAGCAGAUGAGACUUAACAUGCAGUUUGCACAGGAGCAUGGCAUUCCCACAGACAUGGGGUACGCUGUGGCCCCCCACCAUUCAGGGGUUUAUCCUGUACACAGCCAGCUAUAUGAGGCCUGGAAGAAUGUGUGGCAGAUCACAGUGACCAGCACAGAAGAAUAUCCCCACCUGAGACCGGCACGCCAUCGCAGAGGCUUCAUCCAUCAUGGGAUAAAGGUGUUGCCCAGGCAGACAUGUGGCCUUUUUACUCACACCAUCUUCUAUAAUGAGUACCCUGGAGGCUCGCGAGAACUGGACAAAAGCAUCCGUGGAGGAGAACUCUUCCUCACUGUCCUUCUUAACCCUAUCAGCAUCUUUAUGACACACCUGUCUAACUAUGGAAAUGACAGACUCGGCCUCUACACCUUUGAAUCGCUGGUGAAGUUUGUUCAAUGCUGGACCAACCUAAGGCUACAAACUAUUCCCCCUUUAGAACUGGCUGAGAAGUACUUCCAGAUCUUUCCAGAGGAGAUGGACCCCCUAUGGCAGAACCCCUGUCAUGACAAGAGACAUAAAGACAUCUGGUCCAAGGAGAAGACCUGUGAUAGACUGCCCAAAUUUCUGGUCAUUGGCCCACAGAAAACAGGUACCACAGCAUUGCACUCCUUUCUUACCCUCCACCCCGCCAUCACCAGCAACUUCCCCAGCCCUGUCACAUUUGAGGAGAUCCAGUUCUUUAAUGGACCUAAUUACCACAAUGGCAUUGAUUGGUACAUGGACUUCUUUCCCUUUCCCUCAAACGUCAGCACAGACUUCAUGUUUGAGAAAAGUGCUAACUACUUUGACACAGAGGUGGCUCCAAAGAGGGCUGCAGCCUUACUGCCCAGAGCCAAGAUAAUAGCAGUCCUCAUCAACCCAGCCGACCGAGCCUACUCUUGGUAUCAGCAUCAGCGAGCACACCAGGACCCUGCUGCUAUAAACCACACUUUCCACGAGGUGAUAACAGCAGGUCCCUCUGCAUCUAAAGAGCUGUUGACUCUUCAGAACCGCAGCCUUAAGCCUGGAACUUACGCCACACACCUGGAGAGCUGGCUCCUGCACUACCAGGCCAGACAGCUCCAUAUUGUAGACGGCACCCUGCUCCGAUCAAAUCCAGUUCUGGUGAUGGACGGCAUCCAGCGGUUCCUGGGGGUCACACCCAUCUUUAACUACACCCAAGCCCUAGUCUUUGAUGAUGGUAAGGGAUUCUGGUGUCAGAGGUUGGAAGGUGGGCGUCCUAAGUGUCUGGGCAAAAGUAAAGGAAGGAAAUAUCCAGAAAUGGCCCCUGAGACACGUGCCUUCCUGACGGAGUACUACCGGGAGCAUAACCUUGAACUGUUGCGGCUGCUAAAUCGGCAAGGCCUGGCGUUACCCUCCUGGCUCCGAGAAGAGCUCCAGAGCAGCAGCUGGAGUUGAGAAGACUUUGUCCAUCUCCAGUAUAAGAACCCCUAAAAACAGUGUCCACUCAAUGCAGAGGAACCGAGGGCGAGACUCUCAAUUCAACACUCCUAUGCCACUCUGUUCAAAUCUCUUGUAGCAGUGAUGGGAUGGAGUGCGGUUAUGACUGUGACUUUGAGUGGACUGCAAACACGAGCCUUUCCCUGCAGCCAAGGUGCUUGUACGUUCUCUCUGAGAUGUUGAAGGCAUUGGGAAAUGUGCUUCCUUGCCUUCAUAAUCUUCUCUUAAUGGAAGGUCUGCAUAUCAGGUCCGGAACGCACUACUGGUCUGGACAAGCAUGAAUUAACUGGUGAAUUUAAGUGUGUUAAUACACGGUAAUUCUCAAAACACACACGGUUUAGCCUUGCUCAUCUCGUCAGAAGAAUGAUUGUAAAAUAUUGUACAUUUAAAAGCAUUGUAUAUUUUGGGUCUGGGUGGGUGGGAUUGUGACUGAAUAGACCUCGGUUCAUCCUGACAGCGUUUGUGUACAGACUGAGCUCUGUUUGAGCAGGAUCCCAAAUCUUAAGCCCCUCUCUUCUCCACAUGCGCAAACGCACAAAGUUGGAUCAGAAACCAAAUGGUAAGAAAGUAUAUGCAAUUGAGGGAAUAUAGAGUUGUGUACAUGUCUGUUUCCCCACUGUAUUUCAGACAAAAGUUUUUAAUCAAGUGUCUUAUCUGGUUGUAAUCCCUCUAUUUAUCCUCACCAUGCACUUUCCUCUACGCUACACACAGAUGCAUGUAAGUUGUUGUGGUAGAUGUGUUGUAUGUCAGGAGCUGUAAAUGAGGGAGAGGAGAAGGGCUGUGUUUUGAUUUGUGGUCUGUCCUACAUAAGAAGCUGCAGUAUUUUUUUUUACAAAAAGUAUUUGAUAAACUCCCAACACUGUAUUAUCUCUAAUAAACUUAGAGAGGUUGGAAAUAUUUGUGUGAUUCAUUAUGUGUGAUUUUAUCUGAUUCUGAGCCUUGACUUACAAAUAUUAAAUAGUUGUUUUAUUUCACUUACGUUUAAAGGAAGGAGUAUAAUUUGGUAGUAAAAGCAAUAGUUCAUCAAAAAAAAUUUUAUCUCUAAUUUACUCACACUCAUGCCAUCCCAGAUGUGUAUGACUUUCUUCUGCAGAACAUAAAUGAAGAUAUUUAGAAGAAUAUCUCAGAUCUGUAGGUCCACACAAUGCAAGUGAAUGGUAAACAGAACUUUGAAGCCCCCAAAAGCACAUAAAGGCAGCUUAAAAGAAAUCCAUAUGACUCCUGUGGUUAUAUCCAUCUAAUAGCGAUCUAAUAGAUUUUGGAUUAGAACAGACCAAAAUUUAACUCCUUUUUCACUAUAAAUCUUGACAUCAGCCAUCUCCUUGGCAAUCAUGAAUACAAGGUUAUUACACGUCCUAGUGCCAUCUAGCGCUCUGCGCAUGCGUCGGAAAUGUAAUGAUGCUUCAAAUCCUGAUUGUGCCAAGAGACUGAAAUGGCAAAAUGGAAUCGUAUGCCUUGUAUGGAUUACUUUCAUGCAGCAUUUAUGUGAUUUUUGGAGCUUCAAAAUUUUGGUCAACAUUCACUUGCAUUGUAUGAACCUAUAUUGAAAUAAUAGGUUGAAUGUAUUAUGAGCUGAAAUAUUAACAUUCUUCUAAAAACCUUCAUUUGUGCUCUGCAGAACAAAGUCCUACACAUCUGGGAUGGCAUAUGGGUGAGUGAAUGUUGAGCAAAUCUUCCUUUUUGGGUGAACUAUUCCUUUACUUCACUUAGUAUUAGAUUUUCUUUAAAACAUGCAAUGAGAAAUCCAAAAUUAAUCAGAUGUGCUUUCUUAAAAAGUGUCAUGUAAAAUAAUAUGCUAUUGAUUUUAAAUGUAAACUUAAGUGUGUA
This is a messenger RNA of Xyrauchen texanus (razorback sucker), 6038 nucleotides long. RefSeq names its product bifunctional heparan sulfate N-deacetylase/N-sulfotransferase 2-like. The record is from RefSeq and is a predicted model, not a curated record. Gene Ontology annotation, molecular function: deacetylase activity; heparan sulfate N-sulfotransferase activity. The transcript is spliced from 17 exons. Gene Ontology annotation, cellular component: Golgi apparatus. Lineage: Eukaryota; Metazoa; Chordata; Actinopteri; Cypriniformes; Catostomidae. The coding region runs from base 1503 to 4169 and encodes 888 amino acids.